GGGGGACCCAUGGGGCAAUCCCAUGUCCGUCUCAAAUCUAAAGGCGCAGGGCCUCAAGAGCCCCAGUCAUGACUACUUCGAGCGCGGGAAUCUCGACAGCUUCAGCGGCCGCGGUGCCUGCAUCGAGCCGCCAGCCUGCCGCCUCAACCUGACCUGCGAUGGAUCGGGGGAGCACCACGGCUGGUACGUUGACUACAUUGAGGUCACAUCGACAGGGCCGCACAAGCCCUGCAGUCAGAGUGUUUUCUACGUGGACCGUUGGCUGGCCUCCGACGCUCCACCGUUUGAGUUGACGGCAGUUGUUGAUGGGUGUGAAACGUGGGAUGAGUCGCCGGAGCACGGGAUGAAUGCGGCGUUUGAGGUUAGGACUUAGGAGACUCCCUUGUUUUCUUCUUCUUUAGGCCAUCUUUUUGUUCGAAUUUUGAUGGUUCAGAUCCAUUUUGGGUGGGUUUUGUUAGAGGAAAAUCAAAAUUUUGAUCAUUAGAAAUUUUCUUUAAAACUUUAAGAAAAUAAAAGUUUUGAUUAAUU
This is a messenger RNA of Rubroshorea leprosula, 528 nucleotides long. Lineage: Eukaryota; Viridiplantae; Streptophyta; Magnoliopsida; Malvales; Dipterocarpaceae. The record is from the annotation of a GenBank genome assembly.